Messenger RNA from Solenopsis invicta (red fire ant), 1183 nucleotides. RefSeq names its product 28S ribosomal protein S22, mitochondrial (gene mRpS22). Lineage: Eukaryota; Metazoa; Arthropoda; Insecta; Hymenoptera; Formicidae. The coding region runs from base 90 to 1142 and encodes 350 amino acids. The record is from RefSeq and is a predicted model, not a curated record. Gene Ontology annotation, molecular function: structural constituent of ribosome. The transcript has 3 exons. Gene Ontology annotation, cellular component: mitochondrial small ribosomal subunit.
UCAUGUGCGAGGCCCUUAAAAGUGUGAAGAGUUUCAGGAGUUUCAAGUGAAAAGUGUUGUCUGGCGUUAUCAACUUCGUUAAAAAAAUCAUGUUUUCGCGUUACAUAAGUAAACUUUUGCCUUACUCAUAUUCACGUGCAUUUUCAAAUUGCCGUGGCUUUGCUUCGACAAACAUUGAAACAGAUUCAGUAGAAAGAGAUCCGGCGCCAUUCUUUUUUAACAAAGAAGUUCAGACGUGUCUCAAGAUAUUGACAACAGUGGACUAUAACAAAGUCUUUCGAAAUCGCAAGGACGGGCACAAACUCCAACCGCCACAGUAUAAAUUUCUGACGGACGAGCAACUUCAGGAAGCUAUGGAAGCAACGAAACGUAGAGCGGAAAAAUACUUGCAAAUGCCACCAGUCGUAAAACCGAGAAUAGAUCGUUCUGUACCAUUAGAGGAAGAUGUUGCGCUGGAAGGGCACGAUAAUGUCAGAUACGUGUUUACUGAUAUCACGUACGGUCUUAAGGAUAGAGAAAGAUUCAUAGUAAUCAGAGAACCGAAUGGCACGUUAAGACACGCCACUUGGAAGGAACGGGACAGAAUGAUUCAAACUUUCUUUCCAAGACCAGAAAGGAAACUACAGAAACCAAAGAUGUUUGAGGAUGAAUACCUAAAAGAUCUACUAAAUUGUAGCGAGUACGAAUUCAUACUAGAUCGUGCGUGUGUGCAAUUUGAACCGGACGAUCCGGAAUAUCAGACAAUAACCCGAAAAGUCUACGAGCACAUAAACGCUGAGAGGUGUUUUGAUCUUUUGAGGUCUACACGUCACUUCGGUCCAAUGGUAUUUCACCUAGUGUGGACAAGUAACAUUGACAACCUGCUGUGUGAAAUGAUCGAGACCAGUCGCGUCAAGGAUGCCACACUGCUGAUACGUUUAUAUCAUAUGAUUCAUGCCACAGCUAAGUCGACAAUCGAACCAUGCAAGCACACGGACGACGCGGAAUUUAUUAUGCAUUACGCGAACUUGGAAAAUUCGCCAAAGAGAGAUAAAAUCCAGAAGCUCCUGCAAUCGUAUAAGGAAUUACAACGGGAAUAUGAAAUUGUGGCAGAGAAUAUUAAACAGGCGCACGGAAUUUCUUCCGAAACAAAUAAAGUGUAAACAUAAACAAUAAAUAUCUGUUAUUCUUUCUUACUAUCUAA